Molecule: messenger RNA, 432 nt
Organism: Helobdella robusta
Lineage: Eukaryota; Metazoa; Annelida; Clitellata; Rhynchobdellida; Glossiphoniidae
Exons: 2
Coding region: 1-432 (143 amino acids)
Source: RefSeq, a predicted model, not a curated record
AUGGAUGAAUCAAAAGAGCUGCAGAACAAUGAUAAAAAUAUUUUUUUAUACUGGGUGAGGGGCGAUCCCGGCAAAUCGCGGAUCGUCCGACAGCCUGUUGUGAAUUCUGCGGAGUCCGGCGUUGAUGUUUCGGUUCAUGAUUUGACUGAAUUCUUUUACAGCAAAAUUACUUCUAUAAGGGAGUCAGUGCAAUCUGGGGAUGGUAAUUUUUUUAAUUCCCCAUUGGAUGUCGGUGGAACCUGUGCAUUGCUGGCAUUACAGGAAUGUACGGCUGCUGGUAUUCGUAAAGUUGUACUUGACUCCCCGUCAAGCUGUUCUUCGCUUGAUUUGGUGCCCCCCAUGUUUUUAAAAAAUAUAUUGACUUAUUCCUUCCAUUUGUAUUGCAUAUUGUCAAUUUAUCCCUUAGCUCUGGCCAGUUUCCCUCCUUACUGA